Molecule: messenger RNA, 9342 nt
Organism: Ylistrum balloti
Lineage: Eukaryota; Metazoa; Mollusca; Bivalvia; Pectinida; Pectinidae
Product: deleted in malignant brain tumors 1 protein-like
Exons: 31
Coding region: 1-9342 (3113 amino acids)
Cellular component (GO): membrane
Source: RefSeq, a predicted model, not a curated record
AUGUACACAACAGGCCACAUGGCACUCCGUAACAGAAUACUGAUUUCACUCUGUGUUGGUAUCAUAUUCACGGAGUUUGUGUGGUGCCAGACUUCCAAACCAUCCUCCAAAGUGUUAUAUUUGAGAUUACGAGACGGAUCCGACCAUACCAACGGUCGCGUGGAAGUUUCCAAGGACAACCUCACGUGGGGGACAGUAUGUGAUGACUUCUGGGAUGGCGCUGCUGCAGACGUGGUGUGUCGGCAGCUAGGAUUAUCAUGGGGUAUGGCUCACCCUCUAGCUUACUUCGGACCUGGAAAACCGGAUCAACAGAUAGUAUUGGACGAGGUAAUAUGCAAUGGAUCCGAGGAAUCACUCCUUGACUGUCGAACAAACCCAUGGGGUCAGAAUAACUGUAACCACCAAGAGGACGCUGGAGUCUCCUGUUUCGAAGACAAAGUUCGACUGACCAAUGCCAAAUUACAACAUAACGUUGGAUCAGUGGAGAUUUUUUCGGACCAUCGCUGGGCGGAAGUAUGCAGUGAUCGGUCGUGGGACAAUACGGACGCUGGAGUGGUAUGCCGACAACUCGGAUAUACUUCGGGAAAGGCAUUAUCAAACGUGUCCAAGGAUUCUCCGGAAUAUGAGAUCUGGAUACUGUACAAGAAAGCUUAUUACAACUUCACAUGUCUAGGGAACGAAACAACACUGUUAGACUGUGAGAGGAGGAAGUUCUCAUCGUCCACAUGUCAUCAUAACUUCAUGGCUGGUGUGAUCUGUUAUAACACAACGCUGGAUAUGGUUAAUAACACAUUCGAUAUGAGAAUAUCGAACGGCCAUUACGGUAGAGUAGAAGUGCGCCACCUAGGGGAAUGGGGUCAUGUGUGUUAUCAUGACUGGGGUCCGACGGAAGCAGGACUUGCCUGCACCCGACAAGGCUUUGCUGGCGGGGUGGUUUACGGGACCAACAUCACGGAGGACAAAAUCGGCUGGCAUUUGCAUCGCAAUUGUAAAAUCACCGACACAUCUUUGGAAGCUUGUCUCGAAAAUGAUCAGGGUGUGUGGACGCCAGUGUUCAACUGUAAGGCUGCAUCCGUGCUCUGCUACAAACAGUCAGCGCCUAAAAUUAGUAUCACGGACACACACAUUGGACGUGUGGACAUCAAUUACGAUGGUAAGGUAGGAACAAUUUGCGGUACAGACGGAUGGACAGACAAGGAAGCAGCUGUUUUGUGCAGACAGCAGGGGUUUGCGGAUGGACAUACCCUUGCCAGUGUCCCGAAGGGCCAGGGCAAGAUCUACAUGUCCUCGGUGACUUGUAAGGGUACGGAGAAAUCCCUACUGAUGUGUAACAAUACUGGAUGGGAUGAAGAUCCGGACCCAGAGUGUCGAUCUCAUGCGCUAGAUGUCGGCGUCGAGUGUUACAGACACAUUCGUCUCGGUCGUCAGAUGUCGGAAUCAGUUGGGUUUGUAGAGGUCUAUCAGAAUGGGUCGUGGUUUGGCCUCUGUGGAGCAGGGUUCAAUGACGUCAGCGCCAGAGUUGCAUGUGGUAUGCUUGGAUACGAAGACGGAAAAGCCCUGCCGCAGGGAGGGUACGGAAAGUUUUACUUCAAGAUUAUCAGGGCAGGUAUCAACUGUACUGGUGACGAGAAAACAAUUUUCGACUGCCCCUACAACAAGGGCGCCAACUGCCCCAACAGUUAUCAUGGAUACGCUGUCAUUUCCUGUUUUAAUGGAUCAACAUCAAAAGACCCGGUAAUCUCACUCCAGUCACGCGAGCCAGGGAAACCGAGUUAUGGUCGGGUCUCCGUGUCACGUUACAAUGUGGCGGGACAUGUUUGUUCCUCUUUCUGGCUGGAUACUAAUGCUGACGUGCUAUGUCGUAGUCUUGGUUACAAAGGUGGGCGGGCCACCAAUUACCACCGUGACCAGCGGGUGCCAAUCGUAGUAACGGACUUCCUGUGCAAGGGGACGGAGUCUUCGUUAACUGAGUGUAUGGAAGAAACGGGAAUCUGCUACAGUAACACGGUUGCUGGGGCCGUCUGUUACAACCAGUACGAUUUAAAGGUGAAACUAGUUGGCGGAGAUCAUUACUUUGGACGAGUUGCAGUAACUAUAGAUGACGAAGAGGGCACGGUGUGUGAUAGAAGCUGGGGCCAGAACGAAGCUGAGGUAGUUUGCAAGGAGCUUGGUUUCGUCAGCGGGGAACCAUACGAAGUAACUCCGGGAACCGGUGAGGUGUUUCUAUCCGACGUGUUUUGUACUGGUACUGAGGCAUCGCUUAUCGAGUGUCUGUCUAGUGGAUGGCGUUCUCCGGACAGACAGACUUGUGGAGCUGGGUACCAGUCGGUCGGAGUCUACUGCUUUGGUAACGUUCGUAUCGUUGGCGGGAAGAGCACACUAACAUUUCUGGCUGGAAGGGUCGAGAUGAUACUGACCAAUAAGACGCACUGGGUUAGCGUCUGCGCAGAUGGGUUCCAUCAGAGUGAGGCAGAUGUAGUUUGUCGAGAGAUCGGAUUUAGUUCAGCACAAGUUCUAGCACCAGGGUCGUUCGGUUCUAUCAACUCACUGACUUACGUAUCGAAUACUAAGUGUAAUGGAUCAGAAAGCUCUCUUCGAGAUUGUUCAAGUGACAGCCAAGGAAUCUGCGUGUCUCCUUCAUACAACUACGCUAGCAUCCUCUGUACCAAGACUGAUGCGGACCCAGGUACAAAGGUUUACUUGUCGAAUGGUUACCAUGGUAUGGUUAUGGUGGAAAGGUAUGGUAUCAAUGGUACCGUCUGUGUGGAUGGCUGGGACGAACGUGAUGCAAAUGUCACGUGCCGGUCAUUCGGAUAUGCAGGGGGUGUGGUGUUAGGACCCCCAGAAGUUUAUUCUCGUGGGAUGCCGGUCUGGUUUACUGACUUCAAGUGUAGCGGUAUAGAAAAACGCCUGAGUGAUUGUAAUGUCAAUACUUCUAUCUCCCUUAACUGCAUACAGUCAAUUAAAAACGCAGGAGUCCUCUGCUACAAUGGAACAGGUGUACAGAUACGACUGGCGGAUGGGAAACGGCACUACGGGCGUGUGGAAGUGUCUUACGAUGGGACAUGGGGCACAAUCUGUGACUACGACUGGACUAAGUAUGACGCAAGGGUUCUUUGUAAGCAGCUUGGAUUUCCUGACGGUCGGUCAUUUAAACAGUCAUAUUACGGACCCGGCACAGGUCCUGUGUAUUUGUCUGGGAUGUUCUGUGAUAGCUCCGAAUCAUCGCUAUUGUCGUGUCCUAGUCGGGGUUGGAAUAAUGCCCAAUACUACUGUAAACAACACGGACAUGACGCAAGUGCCUACUGUUACCGCCCAGUGAGCAGCGGAGGAGGGGAGGAUUACGGCGGAGUCCAGGUUUGGUCUAAGAGUUCCUACGGUAUGGUGUGUAGUGACGGAUUUGAUGACCUUGAUGCCACAGUGGCAUGUCGGGACAUGGGUUAUGGUGUCGGAGUCAGUCUAUGCUGCUCGGCAUUCGGGAACGUGGAUUUCAUGCUGGCUAAGACUAACGUACAAUGCACUGGUCGAGAGGCCAGUUUAGCGGACUGUCCCUCAGACAAGGGUAUCGGCUUCUGCGAGAGCGGUACAUACGCAUCUGUUGUAUGCUCGGACAAAACGCCUUCAUUAGGUUAUGGUCUGUCACUUGAGAAUGACCACUUUGGACGUGUACAGGUCAGAUACUUUGACCAUGACGGUUAUAUCUGUGCUGAAGGUUUUGACGAUAAUGACGCCAAUGUUAUUUGUAAGCAGGCUGGGUAUUUAGGUGGAUUUAGCUACGUGGCUAAAAACAAGGAAAAGUGGGUUCUUUUCAGCAAGGACAUCCGAUGGUUGAGAAAUCUUACCUGCAACGGGACCGAAUCACACUUGGGCCAGUGUGGCAACCUUGACUGGGGCAAUAUCGGCAAAUGUUCGCAACUGAAGUUUGCUGCGGUGUUCUGCUAUGUAGAUAAAGAAAGUGUUGGUCGUGAUAUUGACUUGGUUGGAGGUAAAACACCAUCGGAGGGACUGGUCAAGGUCAAGAUAAACGGCACGUGGGGAACAAUGUGCGCCUGGUCAGUUGGUAAUUCAGAGGCCACGGUACUAUGUCGUCAGAUGGGUUACACUUACGGUGUGUAUCUAACCUCCAGCCCGUCUCCUGAUGAAGGACCAGUAUGGAUAGGUGCUAUAUCAUGUAUGGGAAACGAGUCUUCCAUUUAUGAAUGUAUGGUCGAGUCUUUGGGUGAGGAUCCGGGACGAACAUGCUCAUCACACAAACAUGAUGUCAGCAUCAAAUGUUACAGUAACGUGCGCCUGUCCGGAGCGGCCAAGCUCUCCAACUACGGCCAGCUACAAUUCUAUAAUGGAACAGGCUGGUACUCCGUAUGUGACAAGAAUUUUAAUGAUUUGGAUGCUCGAAUAGCCUGUCAGUCAAUGGGGUAUCAAGAUGGGCAUGCGCAAUGUUGCUCUGCACUCGGUAGCAAGUUUUUGACUGCAAGGCCUAUAGGCAUUUCUGGCGUGGACUGUAUAUUGGAAAACCGGAAGUUCAGCGACUGUCGACAUGAAUAUAGAACUUGUGAGACAGGUCAUUACGUGACCCUUGCCUGUCUCGAUGAUGAUAUCACGAGCUACGACAUGGCGGUGCGUGUCCCGGACUCCUUAUUUUACGGCUCCGUGGAGGUACAACGGUAUGGUAUCUGGGGGUCCGUGUGUGAUACGGAUUGGGAUCACGAAGACGCCACGGUUGUUUGUAGAGAGCUGGGUUUCAGGAACGGUAACGCCACCAGGACGGCGAUGAGUGAUGGCAUACCCACGAUUUUAGGUAGUGUUCACUGCAACGGCACAGAGAAAAGACUUCAAGACUGUCAAAUGGCUUCAUUCAGAGAUAGUCACAAUUGCAAUGGGCGCAAUACUCGGGCAGCUGUUGUGUGUUCCAAAGAUGAUGCUGGAGUCCAAUUCCGGAUCGGUGACGAGGUGGACGGAAGUGGCAGGGCGGAACUGUUGAUCAAUGGUCAGUGGGGUUCUAUAUGUGAUAGGCUAUGGGACGACCGGGAUGCUGAUGUAUUCUGUCGACAGAUCCCCGACUACGUCGGAGGCAUGGAGGUUCGCCCUAGACGAGAUGCGGCACAUGAUGUAAGCAUAUGGAUGACGAAUGUCGGCUGUCAUGGCAACGAAACGAACUUCCUCAACUGCAGGGCAUCGUGGGGUCUGUCUCACACCAGAUACUGUUCUCACGGGACUGAUGCUGGGGUCGCAUGUUUUAAGUCAGUGAGAUUAAAUCGAGGCAACUACAAAAACAACGGUAUUUUGGAGGUGUACCUUCAAGGGUCCUGGGGUACUGUGUGUGCGAGUGGGUUUCACCAAACAGAAGCAGACGUGGCUUGUCGGAGUUUACAUAACUUCCAGCAUGGUCUUCCCUUGUGUUGUACACCUUACGGGUACAGCUUCCGAAACGCUGUCGUCGGUCGGUUCAAUUGUGACGGCAGCGAAAAUCACAUUACAGAGUGUAACAAGACCGAGGUAUAUCGGGAGACUGGAUGUCAUUCGCAAGAUUAUACAUCCAUUGUGUGUUACAAUGGAACAAGGACUGAAGACUACUCCUUGCAGCUGGUUGGUCGUUCCUCAUACACAGGCCAGGUAAACCUUACUUACUUGGGAGUUGAAGGGCGGAUCUGUGUAGACGAAUGGGACGAUGCCGACGCUAGGGUAGUGUGUCACGAACUAGGAUACCCUAAUGGCAUGGCAUACCACCACUACAAGUCGGACUUAGUCUUCUUUGAGUACAGCGGUCCCUACUGGACAUCCAACGUCAACUGUGUUGGGAACGAGUCUCGCCUGUCCGAAUGCUCUCAUGUAGGAUUUGGCAAGGUCAAAUCCUGCAUGAAUAACUCCUAUGCUGGUGUCCUCUGCUACAACAAUGAUGGUAUAUAUUACAAAUUGAUGGGCGGUGACAACAGGUACGGUUACAUAAACGUGUCUGUACGAGGCCAAUGGGGCACAAUAUGUGGUCGAUACUGGGAUCGACGAGAGGCCGAUGUCUUCUGUCGACAGCUAGGUUACAGUACAGGCGAUCCGCGAUAUGGACCUUACAAUACCAUGGCAACAGGCACAGUAUGGGAAGCCAAUUUCCGUUGUCGUGGGAGGGAGGACAGUCUUAAUAAGUGUUCGCACGAGGGCUGGAUGGUCAGCCAAUCACAGUCCUGUCUUAGUCACAAAGAUGAUGCAGGCGUAUUCUGUUAUACAAACGUGAAAUUAUCAAACGGAUUUGGGAAGCUGGCUCAUACGGGCGCAGUCAUGCUUUAUCGGAAUAACACUUGGCUCCGUGUAUGUGACACGGGUUUCAACGAUCAGUCUGCACGUCUUGUCUGCCAGGAACUGGGAUACACAGAUGGACGUGCUAUGUGUUGCUCCGCAUACGGACGAACAACGGAACCAGUUCAAACCAACUUCACAUUGCGAUGCUCCGGACAGGAAAGGUCUGUCCCAGAAUGUCUUAGAGAGGAGAAAUGUGACAGCGAACAAUAUGCAUCUGUCGUCUGCUUCCACAAAGAGGAGGCGGGGAGGAUGGACGAAGGGAGCUACAAGUUUAAGUUAGAGGACAAGAGUAAAGGACAGAUAUUGGUGGAUCACUUCGGGGUUCAAGGUCGCAUCUGUGGUUUAGACUGGGACGAUAACGACGCCAAAGUAAUAUGCCGUCGUCAAGGUUUCCAGUCCGGCAUUGCAUACCUCCAUGACGAGAACUCUGUAAUGGAAUCCAUGAGGGGUCCGUAUUGGCUCAGUGGUUUCAACUGUACCGGAAACGAGGCGUCCUUACUAAGCUGUCCACACAAUACACAGUUAACUCUAGGCAACUGUACCACGUCACACAUAGCGUCUGUUCUCUGCUACAACGAAACUGGUCUUUCGUACCGCUUAAGUGGUGGUGGGAAGAACUACGGGCGUGUAGAGAUCGCAAUAGACAACACAUGGGGAACAGUAUGUGAUGCUUAUUGGGAUAAUCGUGAAGCUAACGUACUUUGUCGACAACUUAACUUCACGGAGGGAGUGGCCAUAGCCGGGGCAGCUUACGGGAUGGGCAAGGGCGCCAUCUGGUUGAGUCAUGUUCAGUGUACUGGCAAAGAGAAUAAUCUUCACAAUUGUCCACACAGGGGUUUCAACGACCAGUUCACCGAGGCCAGCUGGCUGCUUCCUGUCAUUUGUGACUCUCACAGGGACGACGCUUCAGUUUUCUGUUAUCAGAACGUGCGUCUAAAUGAAGGCUACAACUCCCGAAUGGGUGGUCUUGAAAUUUAUCGAGACGGAGAGUGGUACGGUGUAUGUGAUGAGGGGUUCACCAACUUCGAAGCUAAAGUCGCCUGCCUCAGUCUUGGCUUAAAUUACGUCGAUGGGCGUGCAAUAAACGGGUCGGCGUUCGGUAACCUGACAGGACGCAUCGGAUUUACAAACAUGAAGUGUCGUCCAGGAGAAACCGACAUCACAAAGUGCUUUAGCAAGUUCAAUGGCACGUGCAGCAGUAAUAUGUACGCUUCCGUGUACUGCAGUAACACAACGGUCAUUGACACAGGUUUUAAGGUUCGGAUCGCCCCUGACAGUCUUUCUAGUCAGGUGCACGGUAUUCUCGAGGUCCGACAAAAUGGAAUCUGGGGGCGAGUGUGCAUGCAUGAAUGGGACGACAGAGACGCAAAUGUCGCUUGCAAACACCAGGGGUAUGCCGGAGGUCUGGCAUACUUACACAUCAUGAAGAACCGGCGCCCAAUUAUGCUGCGAAGUGUUCGAUGUAGUGGUAGUGAGGACAGACUAACGGACUGCCCCCACAACCCACACCCAGAUCUCGACAACUGUAACUUCAAUUCUAACGACGCGGGUAUUUUGUGUUACAAAAAAUCAGGUAUGAAGUACCGAUUGAAUACUCGUAAACAGCAGCCGUCAUCAGAGGGUCGCGUAGAGAUAUUCUAUGAUGGUGUUUGGGGCACAGUAUGCUCCUGGUCAUGGCAGUCGGCUGAUGCAAAAGUAUUGUGUCGUCAGCUCGGUUACCAAGACGGUAUCGUUAGCUACAAUGUAGAAAAAUCCCUACCCAAGAUCAAUCGCUGGGUGACCGGCUUCUUUUGUCAGGGCAAUGAGAAGACAAUGAUGACGUGUCUUAAUACUGGAUUCAAUUCAUCGUUUCUUGAUGAUCUGUGUAUGUUUAACGAACCUGGGGCAUACUCCGCCUGUUACAACGAGACGGUCGUACCAACUAAAGUCCAUCUGAUUGGGGGCAAAGAUAGCCUGUCUGGCCGAGUAGAAGUUUUUAUAAAAGGACCUAACCAGUGGGGCACUAUCUGUGAUGACUUCUGGGACGACCUAGCGGCUAGUGUCGUAUGUAGGCAGCUCAAUUUCGCUGGAGGAAAGGCUGUAAAAGAUGCUGCAUUCGGACGGGGGACGGGUCCGAUCUGGUUCGACAACGUUCGUUGCCUAGGAAACGAGAGCUCCAUAUUUGAAUGCAGCCAUCGAGGAAUUGGAACACACAACUGUAAUCACACUGAAGAUGUCGGUGUCAUGUGCUGGGAUUACCCGCCGACCACUUUGAGUCCUUCACCUAUAACAUCAAUGACCACAACGAAACCAUUACCCACGACAACAACGACCCCAUCAAAAACAACAACAGCAACAACAAGAAAGCCUACAACAACAAGGACAACGACCAGGACAACACUAAGGCCAACGUAUACGUCUCUUACUACAACACUUACCGUCACUACCACAACACCUAAACCUACCACUACAUCGUCUACCACGACCAGCACCACGACUACUAAAACUACCACACGUCAAUCCUCGAGUAUUUCCAGUACCAGCAAGACCACGAAUAAACCUACCGCUGUAACUACCAUUAACACUACCAUGAGUUCCAACUUGACGGUAGGCUUACAAAAAUCCGGAGUUUCAGAAGUAUCAGGCGGUGCCAUAGCCGCGUUUGUAGUGGUGAUUGUUGUCAUCCUCACCAUAACUAUAGUAGCGACAGUGUGCUUUGUAAAAAUCAGAAAGUUACGGAAAGCUAAAGUUCCUCACGAACGUUUCCAUGACGAUAUAAUUGAGCAUUCACAGGAUGGCAGUUUAGCCAUGAGAAAUCAAAUGUACGACGUUAAUGUACAACCGUCCGCGAAUGGUUACCACGCAGAUACACAUAAGGACAAUAACGUCACAUUGUCUAGCAAUGGCGACGCUGUCUACACAAAACCCAGUGCUGGGCAGCACGAUUCGUCUCACGCAUUCGCCAAUCCUUUAUAUGAUCAAAUGAAAACCGAAAAUAUUUCUGGAAAUAAGUUAGAAUCUUUACCCGAACAUAAAGAAUUAGAACUGAAAAUAGUGGAUUCUCAUGCUUGA